Molecule: messenger RNA, 2219 nt
Organism: Vicugna pacos (alpaca)
Lineage: Eukaryota; Metazoa; Chordata; Mammalia; Artiodactyla; Camelidae
Source: RefSeq, a predicted model, not a curated record
CCCGGUGUCCGCUCCAGAGCUGGCUCCGUCCGUCUGCACAGGUACGUGUUCAUCGUGCAGAAGAGCUACCAGGACAGCGAGACGGGCCCCGAGAGCUCCGUCAUCACCAAGGUCAAAGGCAUCACCUUGUCCGAGCACAAAGUGUGGGACGUGGAGGAGUACGUGAAGCCCCCCGAGGGGGGCAGCGUGUUCAGCAUCAUCACCAGGAUCGAGGUCACCCCUUUCCAGAGCCUCGGAACCUGCGCCGAGAGUAUGAGGGUCAACAACGCCACCUGCGACUCGGACGAGGACUGUGUGGCUGGGCAGCUGGACAUGCUGGGAAACGGCUUGCGAACCGGGCGCUGCGUACCUUACUACCACGGGUCCUCCAAGACCUGCGAGGUGACCGGCUGGUGCCCGGUGGAAGACGGGGCCUCAGUCAGCCAGUUUCUCGGUAAGAUGGCCCCCAAUUUCACCAUCCUCAUCAAGAACAGCAUCCACUACCCCAAAUUCCAGUUCUCCAAGGGCAAUAUCGAGCACCGGAAGGAUGGCUACCUGAAACACUGCACGUUUCAUGAGGUCUCUGACCUCUACUGCCCCAUUUUCAAGCUGGGCUACAUCGUGGAGCAGGCAGGGGAGAACUUCACGGAGCUGGCACACACGGGUGGUGUCAUUGGGGUCAUUAUCAACUGGGACUGUGACCUGGACCUGUCGGCAUCAAAGUGCAACCCCAAAUACUCCUUCCGGAGGCUUGACCCCAAGCACAUCCCAGCUUCAUCUGGCUACAACUUCAGGUUCGCCAAGUAUUACAAGAUAAAUGGCAGCACCACCCGCACACUCAUCAAAGCCUACGGGAUCCGCAUUGACGUCAUUGUGCACGGACAGGCAGGGAAGUUCAGCCUGAUCCCCACCAUCAUUAACCUGGCCACUGCGCUGACCUCCAUCGGGGUGGGCUCCUUCCUGUGCGACUGGAUCUUGCUAACAUUCAUGAACAAAAACAAGGUCUACAGCCAUAAGAAAUUCGACAAGAUGGUGGAUGCUCCCAGCCGGGGUGCAGGACCAGGGCUCUGUGCCUCCCAGCCUUCCCAACAGGACUGCACACUCACAGACGCCCGAGGUCUGGCCCAGCUCUGAGCCUACUCCCACCUUCCGCCAUGCUGCACCAGAGACCUGGGCCUGUCCGGGCCCCUGAAGUGUGUGGCCACGAGACAGCUCCCAGCUUCCCUAGCAGCACGGCUGGGACCUUGGACCUGGGCACUGCCCACACCCUCAACACUGCAUCUCAGCAAAACCAGCAGCCAAAGGACCCCCAAGCAAAUGGGAUGACAUGAGGGGAUGGCCCUCCAUCCUGUCGCCCAUCUGCCCAGGGGCCUGUAGGGGCGAGUGCCCACUUCCACACCUCUACCUCCUCCCCACCCACCCACCACUACCCUGGCCCUUUGCUCGCCUUGUAGCCAAGAAGUCACAUAUAAUAAACCCGUGACCAGUACCUCCUGGCCUCCUUUUUUGGGGAAACGCAUCUUGAGGCUCUGAAGACAAAUAUGCGCACGAGGGCUCUUGGUGUCCUCGGUUUUCAUCUUCCCUCUAGCCAGCCUGGGUGCAGGGUGUGCGGACAUGUCUGCUGCCCCCGUCCAGCCAGGUUACAGUCACAUCCGAUCUGGGGGCCAGUGGAGGUGGAGGACACACAGGCUGAGAGUGUGUGAGGAUCCCGGGACCCGCCCAGCAGCUGCCCUUUAAUGAGCACAUUUACCGGAUAACUGCAGGGGUCACCCCAGGCUCCAAACCUCAAAAAAAAGGGAAAAGGAUGGCACCUCUCGAGGAAGAAGAAAGCCAGAGGGGAGGCUGUGAGAGCUGCCCCCAAGGAAAAAGAAAGCUUAGGUCACAUUGGGCUCUUAAACCAAAACACCUGUCAAGGCCCUGAGGCUCUACUUAAAACGGGGAUUGACGUGGGGCAAGGACGUUGGUGCCGGGGAGCAGGGGUGGACAGGGCAGGAGGUGGAGCGUGGAGAGCUGGCACUGGGUUAGCCAGCUGCAUGCUUGGAUGCUACAGUUGUCAUUCCACCCAGCAGCUCUACCUGGCCAGGCCCUGCUCUGAGGGACACCAUAACCCGGUGGAGGGCGGCUUCUCCAGCAAGUGAUGGGUGUGCAUGUCUGAGGCACAGUGCCUCCUGCAGACCAUCUCACCUGUGAUCACAGCACUCCCGAGGUCACGGCUGGCCCUCCCAUCUGCCAACUGGGUC